Sycon ciliatum is the source of this 766-nucleotide messenger RNA. Its product is annotated as L-selectin-like. The record is from RefSeq and is a predicted model, not a curated record. The transcript is spliced from 9 exons. Bases 227 to 766 code for a protein of 179 amino acids. Gene Ontology annotation, molecular function: protein binding. Lineage: Eukaryota; Metazoa; Porifera; Calcarea; Leucosolenida; Sycettidae.
GUCCAACGUCAACAUACAGAACCUGCCAAGCGGUGCAUUUGACAAUAUCACUCAUGCUACGCACAUCUACUUGGACGGGAACAGCAUAGGAAGCCUGCCCGGUGAUAUUUUUGGAAAACUUCCAGCCUUAGAAUAUUUAAAGCUGAAUGGUAACAGACUGAAGACAUUACCAAGUGAUCUGUUUAGCAGCAACCCCAACUUAACCAUACUGUAUUUGGAGUCUAACAUGUUAGAAAGUUUACCUUCUGGUUUGUUUGCUAACAACCCAGACUUAACAGAGCUGUAUUUGUCUGGAAAUCAGCUAGAGUAUCUCCCUCCCGGUCUCUUUGCCAAUAGUCUCAACCUGUCUAUAUCAGAGCUAAUGGACAAUCCGUUGAGUUUGGACACUAGGCUGUGUAUGCUGGUAGAGCCUGUAGAUUUCACACAGUUAGUCAAUGCUAGCAAGAACGUCACUGACUAUAUCACAAAACUGAAUGCAUCAUAUUGCUCGAGUAGCUGUGUGAACAUUCUCCAAGAACAACCGACUGCUUGCUCGGACGGACAGAGAUGUGUUGGAGUCGUGUCCAACUUUUCAUGCGUUGUGAAAACGUGCAGCAUUCGAGUUCCGGUGAAUGGUAACAUGUCUCCAAAACAACCAGCCAUUAACUACAAUGAGAGUGUCAGAUAUUCCUGCAAUGCUGGAUACGUACUGGUCGGAGCUGAGAGUGCAGCAUGUACUGACACUUCUCUGCUUUCCCAUUCGAUACCAACUUGCAAAGGUUGCUAA